Ostrea edulis (European flat oyster) is the source of this 5004-nucleotide messenger RNA. RefSeq lists its product as uncharacterized. The coding region runs from base 16 to 2055 and encodes 679 amino acids. The transcript has 2 exons. The record is from RefSeq and is a predicted model, not a curated record. Lineage: Eukaryota; Metazoa; Mollusca; Bivalvia; Ostreida; Ostreidae.
AGUAAUAAACUAGCAAUGGAUUCCUCCAGUUUAACACCCCAAAAUGAAACUGGUAUACAGCAUAUGUCAGAGUCCGUGUUUGUGGGACUGUGUCAUACAGUGGGGACCUCACAACAGGUGGCAAUGAGAAGAGAUAUGAUAGACAUUAGUGAGAUGGUGAGGAAUAGAGUAACAACAAGUAACCAGAACAUGAUGAUGUUGAGUGGAAGUGACAGAGAAGGAUUCAGAAUGAAGGGAUCUGAUGUGGAUUACAUGUAUUGGUUUAACAACCAACCAGUGAUCUGGGACUUAUCUCAGACCCAGUUUUACAAUGUACACAGACAAUCCCUGAUUCUCUCUGUCUCUUCUGAAAGUCCACCCGGAUUUACUUUACUUCAGUUACUGUCACCAAGGGCAAACAACAUUGUUAUCUCAGCAUUAGUCACAAUGAAUGGUAGACGUUAUAUAUCUAGUUCUAAAUACAGAGACAUCACAUGUUCUCUUAUAACUCCCAACUCUACAGUACAUGGUCCAUGUGGCAGUGGAGUUAUUAUGACACUAGAAUAUGAUGAUGCCCAUUGUUUUGCUUGUGAGUUUUGGCCUCCGUCUGCCUCCUCAUGGAUAGACAGAUGUCACACAUGGCCCCAGCCACAGGUUGUUAGGGACAUAGUCAGAAGUGGAUGUCACUUUGUAGCAAUAGGUCACAAAUUAGGAAAUCAUGAAAGCAAUGAAUGGAGAAUUUCAUUUUCUCUGGCAGAACAAAAACUUGUGUACUCAAUGAACCACAGUCAAUUCUUAACUUAUGGUUUGUUGAAAUUGUUCUUAAAAGAAGUCAUUAACAAUGGAUUAGGUGAUAAUGAGAAAUUACUGUGUUCCUAUCACAUGAAGACAGCAGUUUUCUGGAUGAUUCAGCAAAACACAAUACCUAACUGGUGUCCACAGAAUCUCCUGAAAUGUUUCUGGUACUGCUUUAAACUCAUCCUUAAAUGGGUGUAUGAGGGAGUUUGUCCUAACUUUUUCAUUCCAGAAAACAACAUGUUUCUCAGUAAUAUCCACAGUGAAGCACAAAACAGAUUAUUCCUUAGACUGUUUGGUUUUUAUGAAAAAGGUUUAGCAUCCCUGCUACACAGUCCCUCCCUCAGGUCCUAUAUCAUGAAUGUCCUUUAUAACCCCAGACUCAGUAUUUGUACAGAUGAACACACUCUAGUAUCUGAGAUUGAGUUUGAUAAAGAAAUGUUUAUUGAAAUAUUUGGAGUAUAUUCAUUACCCUCAUCAAACCUCUACCUCAAUAUGAAGUACCUAAACACAGUAGACCAGUUGACAGUCUCACCUCUGACACAGUAUCAAGUUCUCAUGUUACAGGUACAUACAGUCGCCAUCCUUCACAAUGCUGCUUUUACAUUACAAAACAUGUACAGGAACACCACUGAAAACAAGCUGAUGUAUAUUGCUGACAGAAUGUCCUGUCACAUGUUGAAACUCACAGACAAGUUUGGGUGUAUUUCUGAUAGGUUGUACAUUGCAAUGUAUUAUUACAAGACACUCAGAUACACAGAGGCUUUGUCUGUGAUAGAGAUGACAAAGGUCAACUUAGCACAGCCAUAUGUGAUGUAUAACAGGACAGUAGACACAGAGAGGUAUACCGAGGCUGUAGGGGGGCAGUCCCGGUCUACAAAGUUAAGACAUGCUGUAGCAUGCAAUAUCAAAUUAAACAACAGAAUCAUUUAUAUCAAUGAAUUAAUGACAGAGCAGAGUUUUUCCUUACAGAACCAUUUCCCUCACAUGAUUAUCCCGCCCCUAGUUGUGUUACACAUGCUGGAGUUCCUGUGUUACAGACAUAUUGACACAAUGAGAGCACAAACAGCUCUUAAUGAUCUACAGGUCCUAGUUCACCAUGAUCAGGGGCUGUAUGUAGCUGUGCACUUAAGAGACAUAUCAUGGCAGAUCCUGGGUAUCUGUCAACAGAUCUCAGGGAACCUCCAGGCUGCUCUAUACUCCUUCCAACAAUCACUCGGACAAUAUCCAUUCCAUAAAAUACAAAGUGCUACACUAAUGAGAAUACAUCAACUUGGAUAAGUAUAAUAUUAUAGAUUUAAAUAUUUCAUGUGGCUUAGAUUAUUGAAUUAUUGUCAAUGACACUUCAUCAGUCAACUAAGUCAAAUGUGAGGACUUCAGAUAUUUGUGUUAUAAGCUACUUGAUGUGGAUUAGAUGUGUUAUUAGCUUAAUUUAUCAGUUCAUUAGUGCACAAAUGUCAAUCUGGACUAUAUGCAAGUAUGCAACUAUGUACACAUCAUUUGAGAGAGAGAGAGAGAGAGAGAGAGAGAUCUAUCUUUGCUGUUUAAAUAUUUGAGCCUCAAAAAUAACUGCAUUAUAUGAUUAUAUUUCAUCAGCAUCAUCCAUCCAAUCAAAAAGUCCUUUUUGAAUUUCUAAACAUUAACAUCAUGUCGAAUAUCAUUUUAAUGUAAGUCAUAUAUGUACAUGUAGUAGAUAGACUAGCAUAUUCUAUGUUAUCAGUAAUAUUUACUAUUUACAUGUAUACCAACCCAAAAGAAGGGAGGGGGUGUCGUAAAACGAAAUUAUGUAAAAAUCAAUCCAAAUACACACAGUGAGUUGGCAUAAUAAAUACUUUGGAAAAUAAUUUUGUGAAUUCUUUUGAGUUUUAGGUUUUGACAAGAAACCCUGUUUCUAUGCACAAAAAUAGGUGAUUUCAUUGGUAUAACCCCUGCGCUGAGCCCACUUGCCAUAAUUUGCAUACACUUCAUUUUCUUUCUGGCUAGGCGCCUGUUUUUACACGGAAAAUCCCAAAUUUUCACAACACACUAUACAUGACAAUAUUUUUGGUAAAUUAAACAUAAUUAUUAAAUAUUUUUACAUCAGUGUAUGUCAAACUUGAAUUAUCAGUUUGGACUUUUGAUUUGUCAUUUUUGUUUUAACUAAUUGCUUUUAACAUCUAUUUAAAUUCCAAAAGUUACACUAAAAUAUUUUAUGUUAAAGCUAUCUUGUAAACAAUUUUGUAUAUGAACAUGAAUUUUAAAAUCAGAGAAUUAGAAAGAAACCUGAGAAAAAUCAUUUCAAGUUAUCAUGAAAUAUUCUAUGCUUUCAACUCAUUGUUGCUUUACAUAUAUAUUUAUACUGUGAAAUACUCUGAAGUGUGGAUCGAGAGUCAGCGUUAUUUCUCGACAAGUUUUAACUACAUGUAAUUACAUUGACUGACUGUUGUUCAAUCAGAAAGUAGUAGGCAGAACCAAGACAUCACUGUAGUCAUGUGAAUAUAUUUCAAAUUUGUCAACAAUUUCAUUUCUUUCUUAAUACAGCUGCAGAUUAGCAAGUGUCACAUUGGGUUCAGUUUUUGAUGAAUCAAAGAAACACAAAUCCAACAGCUGUUGAUCAAUAUAUCUAACUGCAUCUAUAUCUAUUCAUUUUAUAUCUUCAUAUAGAUCUAUUCAUUUCUUACUGAAAAUAUUGAAAAUGUUUUUGAUUUCUUUUUUAUUACAAUGUGCUUACCAAAGUUGAAAAAAUCCUUCAGUCAUAAUAAAUGAAAAUGGUAGUUGAAAUUUUGGUAACUGUGUGUGCUUCUUUUUAUUUACUGGUGUUUAAUCAUUUUUGAUAGUUUUAGGGUAUAGCACCUUCUCCCAUAAUCUCUCCUUGUUGUGAGUUUAUGACAGUACAUGGUGAAUUCAAGUUAAUGUCAUGUUGGUGGGGGUUUUCUUGACAAAAAUGCAGUAUAUAAACUUCAAUGAAUUUUCUACCAUUCUCUGCUUUUACUUCCCAUACAUUUGAGAAACUUGUGCAGAGAGCUACAAGUCAGAAACAAACAGAUGUAGGCUUAACAAACAGUGUCAUAUUAUUGCAUACAUAUUAGUUAAGUUUGUGAAUUAUGUGUAUCACGUCAGCUAUAUCUGUAAUUCGUUCAAAAAUGCAAUAUAAACAAAAUCGAAUGAUUGAUAUGUUCUGAUAUUGCUAAAAUAAUAUAGAAAAUGACUUUGGGGAACUGCAAAACCAAACCGUACACGUUAAAUAUUUGACCACACUGACUUCAAUAUCAAUGUGGUUUGAUUCGAUAUAUAUGUACAUGUAUAUACAGGAUUCUACCCCCUGAAAUCGCUACUUUCAGGGGGUAGAAUCAGAGCAUACCGUAAUUGGUCAGAUAAAAAAUAAUGAUAACCAAAAUUUGAAAUUAGCAAUUACUUGUAUUAAUACAAUCAAAGAAAUUCAACAAACUGAAUCAUUGUAAUACUAUAAGCACACAGGGUAUAUCAAUAUUCGAAAUGAAUCAGAUUUUGUUCUGUAACAUGUUAAUGUAUCGUUAAGAUUCCUCAUUACUAUCUCUCUCUGUCUCUCUUAGUCUUUCUCUCUCAGACACUAGAAUCAGAUAAGGGGGAGGGGGGGGGGACAUUUUUUGACAAUGACUGAGAAGAAUGUAAGCUUGAAAAUCAUGUCAAGAAUAGAAACUAUUCAGCUGAAGUAUGAGCAUUAAUAGUAAAAACCUUCACCCACCCCCAUCUCAACACAAUUUCAAGUGGCUUUCGAUUAAAAAAUGUUGUGGAAGCAUGUACAGCAGAACACACCAACCCCCCACAUGCAACAAAUUAUGAUUUUAAAGGUCGGGCAAAACACUUUGGUUUAUGGUUUUAUUGUCUUAUUUUUGAAUGUCAAGAUUUUUCAAAAUAUGAUGAAACGUGUCCUUCUCUCUGCUCUCUCUUUGAAAUACUGGAGGCAAAUUCUGGCUGAGCAAUGAGGUGAUGUCUAGACUUAACCUACUAUAUUCUGAUUGGAUGACAGUCAAUCAAAACAAUUCACUGAAACCUUUUGGGAGAUAAUGCAGACUCCACUCUUCAGAGUACUUCACAGUAAUUCAUUAGUUAUGUAUACUGUGAAAGGUUCCUUUGUAAUCAUUUUAAUCAAAGUUAUAUGUACCAGUUGAUAUUGGUUACAGCACAAUAAUUAUGAAAAUACAAUGUACAUUCUGGAACAAAAGAUAUUUCUGCUAUAUACCACGGUAUUAUAAAUAAAAAUUAAUGAUA